AUGUCCUCCACCUCGAACGUGGAGACAUUGGAGCCGUCGGACCUGCCACUCUUAAGUCUUCCCGACUCUUUCCGCCAGCGCUCGGACGUGGAGACAUUGGAGGUGGAUGACCUGCCGCUUUCAAGUCUUCCCGACUCUUCCCGCCGACGCUUGGCUGUGGGGACAUUGAAGGUGGAGGACCUGACAUUCUCAAGUCUUCCCGGCUUUUCCCGCCAGACUUGCCACUCUCUAGUCUUCCCGGCUCUUCCUGUCGUACCUGCCACUGUCAUGGCUUCCGACUCCUUUCGUCGGCGCUCGGCCAUGGAGACAUUGGAGGUGGAUGACCUGCCACUGUCAAGUCUUCUUGAAUCUUCCCACCGGCGCUCGACCGUGGAGAUAUUGGCGGUGCAGUACCUGCCGGUUGACUCGAGACAUUGGAGUCUUCCCGACUCUUCUUGUUGGCGCUUGGCCGUAGGGACAUUGGAGGUGGAGGACAUGCCAACGGCUCCUGACCGAGGAGACAUCGGAGGAGGAGGACCUGCCAUACUCAAUUCUUUCCCACUCUUUCCGCCGACGCCCAGCCGUGUAGACAUUGGAGGUGCAGGACCUGCCACUUCACAGGAGACAUUGGAGGUGGAGGACCUGCUUCUUUCAAUUCUUGCCGACUCUUCCCGCUCGGCCGUGGGGUCAUUAGAGGUGAAUGAACUGCCACAUUCAAGUCUUCUCGAUUCUUUCCGCCCGACCCGCCACAUUCAAGUCUUCCCAACUCUUCCAGCCGAUCCUGCCACUCUCAAGUCUUCCCAACUCUUCCCGACGGCGCUCGGACGUGGAGACAUAAGAGUUGGAAGACCUUCCACUCUCCUGGAGACAUUGGAGGUGGAGGACCUGCCACUCUCAAGUCUUCCCGACUCUUCCCCCCUGCCCUCGGCCGUGGGGACAUUGGACGUGGAGAACCUGCCUCAUUCAAGUCUUCUCAACUCUUCCCGUCGGCUUUAA
Closterium sp. NIES-65 is the source of this 975-nucleotide messenger RNA. The record is from the annotation of a GenBank genome assembly. Lineage: Eukaryota; Viridiplantae; Streptophyta; Zygnematophyceae; Desmidiales; Closteriaceae.